Molecule: messenger RNA, 802 nt
Organism: Vigna unguiculata (cowpea)
Lineage: Eukaryota; Viridiplantae; Streptophyta; Magnoliopsida; Fabales; Fabaceae
Source: RefSeq, a predicted model, not a curated record
CUAAACGUCACCAUUAUCGAACCAAGAGCUAUCAUUUACUUUCACCUCUCUUUUAUCUUCUUCCAUCAUCACUAUAAAUAUAGCUAUCCAGAAACGCAGUGUUUCUAUCUCACAACAACUUCUAAACCUAUAGUUUCAAUCAUGAAUACCAAAUCCCUUUUCUUCUUUUGCUUCCUCUGCGCGUUGCUUCUCAUCUCUGCUAUGGCAACUGAGCCAUCCAAACAUGUUACAGAGGCAGAAGAAUCAGAGACACGAGCAGGAUUAGAUGACUGGGGAAGAGAUGGUGGAGGCCCCGGUGGAGGACCUGGAGGAGGACCCAGGGGAGGACCCGGUGGAGGACCCGGAGGAGGACCCAGAGGAGGACCCGGUGGAGGACCCGGUGGAGGACCCAGAGGAGGACCCGGAGGAGGACCGGGUGGAGGACCUAGAGGAGGACCCGGUGGAGGACCGGGUGGAGGACCGGGUGGAGGACCCAGAGGAGGACCCGGUGGAGGACCUGGAGGAGGACCCAGAGGAGGACCUGGUGGAGGACCCGGAGGAGGACCUGGAGGAGGACCCAGAGGAGGACCUGGUGGAGGACCCGGAGGAGGACCUGGAGGAAGACCCGGAAGAGGACCCGGAGGACCUGGUGGAAGACCCGGAGGAGAUUAGAGACACGGUGGAGGUUGCGGAUGCUACGGUUUACGUGUGAAAUCCAUGUGAUGACUAUAUGUGAAAUAAGAAAUAAGAAAUAAAAACAUGGAAUCUAUCUGUGUUAGAGUUGUCCCUCAAUCAUGCAUAUACUAGAAGCACAUAUUUUCAA